UCCACCGUGGGGCUUGAAUUUACGACCCGGAGAUCAAGUCACAUGCUCCACCGACUGAGCCAGCCAGGCGCACCUCAUCUCUGGGGUUUCAAAAACAAACGUAUUGUCUCAUUUCCAAACAUUGGGAGACGUUUUAGCCAUCUUCUUGCUUGCUAGCUUAAUCCCAGUGUUUAGAAGGAUAAACUAUGUGAUCUCAAUCCCUUGAAAUGUUUUGAGAUUUGCUUUACGCCCCAGCAUAUGGUCGAUUUUGGCAAAUGUCAUCUAUGACCUUGGAAAGAAUGUAUGUUCUGCACUUUCUGGGAGGAGAGUUCUGAGGAGAUCGUGGUAGAGAUUUGGUUCAUCAUGUCAUUCAAAUCUCUGGCCCUACAGGGUUUUUCCUACCUUUUCCCUCAGUUACCAAGAUAAACCUUUUAACCCCCAUGAGAUAUUUUUAUUCUUAUAAACAUCUAAUACUCAUUGGGAUUUAACUUUUCCAGCGCUCUUCAUUCCUUCCUGUGUUCCUGAGCUUCUGACUGGGGUCAUUUUCCUCUUACCUGCUGGUGAUGAGUUCUCUCAGCCUUUGUUUGUCUGAAAAUAUUGUUACUUUGUUUCCAGUUUUGAGGGAUAACUUCCCUGGGCUAAAAUUCAGUCUUGGCCUUCCUUCACUCAUCGAUUCCUUUGGUAAAUUCGAUGGGUGCCUGGCACAGGUGCCCGGUAUGUGCCAGGUGCCAGAGAUGCGAUGGUGGCCAAAGCAGGAAACGCCCUUGCUCUUUAAGAAGAGAAGGGAAGAGUGUGUCAGACAGGGAACCGGAGGUGCAAAGGCCCUGUGGCUGGAAGCAAUUGAGAUGAGGUCAGUGUGGGUGGAGAACAGAGGGUAAGAGCUGGAAUGGCAGGCUGCUCCUGGGCCAUAUGGGACCUCAUGGGGCCAUGGUGAGGAAGAAUGCUUUGCCUUCAUCCUUAUAGGAAUUGUCAGGCAUCUUGAAGCUCACCUGGACCUUGAAGGAUGGAUGUGAUGAAAAGAAGCAGAGAAUGGAGCAGAAACAUGAUGUGUUUUGGAACAUUGAAUAUUUGAAUACACCAAACACACAACAAACUCAUUUUUCUGGCUUAAAAAACAAUGGGAGCAGCCAGGAGACAGUGAGGGCGGGGACCUGUGCUGUUCCCUACUGUACCCGCAGCACACAGACGAGUUCAGCAAGUACCCGGCAGACCUCUGCGUUAUGACCCGGCUGCUGGGCUACGUGGACCCCUCGGAUCCCUGCUUCGUGGCUGCCAUCCUCACCAUCGCUUUCAAUCCGCUCUUCUGGAAUGUGGUUGCGAGAUGGGAACAGAAAACCCGAAAGCUGAGCAGGGCCUUCCGAUCCCCCUACCUGGCCUGCUACUCCCUGGGCGCUGUCAUUUUGCUCCUGAACGUUCUGCGCUCCCACUGCUUCACACAGGCCAUGCUGAGCCAGCCCAAGAUGGAGAGCCUGGAUAACCCCACGGCCUACCGCAUGGGCCUCGCGCUCCUGGGAGUGGGCAGCACGUUUGUGCUCUCCAGCUUCUUUGCACUGGGCUUCACCGGGACCUUCCUAGGCGAUUACUUCGGGAUCCUCAAGGAGGCAAGGGUGACCACAUUCCCAUUCAACGUCCUGGACAACCCCAUGUACUGGGGCAGCACGGCCAAUUACCUGGGCUGGGCCGUCAUAUGCUGCAGCCCAGCCCCUGUGGAGCCUCGGGGAUCCGAGGGGACUAAAAAACGUGGGACCAGCUGGACAGCAGGUGCCCCCAGGCUCUUCCAGCAGGCACGCCAGCCCCACCGGCCUGCUGCUGACCGCGGUUGUGGCCCUCGUCUACAUGGUCGCCAUCCUGUACGAGGAGCCCUUCACCACACAGAUCUACCAGCAGCAAGCCUCCCCGUCCCACAAGAGGAGCUGACCGGGCCUUUGGCCAUGUCGCGGAGCGUCUGCCACCUCCGGCCUGCCCCGAGUGCCAAGCCCUACAGCGGGGAGACGGGCCCCAGCCGCCGCUCGGUGUUGGUGCCCGGCGAGGGCCACUCCAGUGCCUUGGAAACCUCUGCCUUGGGGGCCCUGGACAUGCUGUCAUCUGGCCACUGAGCCCCCCUGCCCUGCAGCCCCCAGUACAUCCUAACUCACCAAUAAAGGCACCCUGACGCCAGCA
This is a messenger RNA of Callorhinus ursinus (northern fur seal), 2139 nucleotides long. RefSeq names its product phosphatidylethanolamine N-methyltransferase (gene PEMT). The record is from RefSeq and is a predicted model, not a curated record. Gene Ontology annotation, biological process: phosphatidylcholine biosynthetic process. NCBI's taxonomy places the organism in Eukaryota, Metazoa, Chordata, Mammalia, Carnivora, Otariidae. Gene Ontology annotation, molecular function: phosphatidylethanolamine N-methyltransferase activity.